Molecule: messenger RNA, 2436 nt
Organism: Penaeus monodon (black tiger shrimp)
Lineage: Eukaryota; Metazoa; Arthropoda; Malacostraca; Decapoda; Penaeidae
Exons: 5
Coding region: 1-2436 (811 amino acids)
Source: RefSeq, a predicted model, not a curated record
AUGUCGGUAGUUUUCACCUUCCAUGGAAAACAGAAAGAGCAACCAGCAGUGGGGUGUUCAGAACAGUUAUUGUCCAGAAAUGAAGGUAGCAUGUUCUCCCCACCUGUCCUGGACAGAAAUGCUACGGCGUACCCGGUAGGCGACGCGCAGGUAGAUCGCCGUUCACCUGUGAGAAAUGGACUACGGCUACCGUAUCAAGAGCGGAUACGGCUAAAGAAGCUAGCUCAGAGAAGGAAAGUACUGUGGGUGGGUGGUGAUUUGAAUGGACAUGUGGGCGAAGGCUAUACAGGAUCAAGUGAGUGCAUGGGUAGGCAUGGAGUAGGUAUACGUAAUGACUACAGUGAUCGUAUUGUAGACUGGGCAACAGCAGGAGGUAUGGCAUUAGUCAACACAUACUUCAUGAAACUAGAACAACAGAAGAUUACCUACAAAAGUGGCAAUAGUAAUACACAGAUAGAUUACAUAGCAUGCAGGAGGCAACAACUAAAGGAUCAGAAAGGAAUACGGAAAACGAAAUGGUGGAAACUCAAGGAAACCGAGUGUCGAGAGAAAUUUGUACAAAAUGUAGAGAUGGAGUUAGAAAAAGGGGAAAGAAACUGGGAGACUGUCAGUGACAAAAUUAGAAAAAGUGCAAAGGAAACGCUUGGGGAAAGUUCCGGGAAUAAGAAAGAAGGUAAGGAGACCUGGUGGUGGAACGAAGAGGUACAGUUGGCAGUGAAGAGAAAGAAGGAAUGUAAGAAGAAUAGGGACCACAACAGAACGGAAGAGACCAUGAAAGCGUUCAAAGAAGCUAAUAAGACAGCUAAGCAUCCAGUUGCUAAAGUGAAGGCCACAGCAUAUGAAGAACUGUACGACAGUCUAGAAAAUGGUCAAGAUGGAAUUAUCAAGGCAUUGAGAAUUGGCAAAGAAAAAAAUAAAAACUCGCAAGAUGUGUAUCAAGCAAAGACAAUAAAGAAUGCCAAUGGAAAUAUCCUAAGCAAUGACGAACAGAUAAAGAAUCAUUGGAAAAAAUACUUCCAGCACCUGAUGAAUGUUGAAAAUGAACAUGAACAUAGAAGCAUCCAACCAUCGGAAGGGGAACCCGUGGAAAGAAUUACUGAAACUGAAGUGAAAGUUGCCUUGAGAAAAAAUGGGAAGAGUGUUGGCACUGACAACAUACCAGCAGAAGUUUGGAAACACCUAGGAAAUACAGGAGUGGAAUUACUGACGAAAUGGUUUAAUGACAUCUUAAACACUGGUACUAUGCCUGAGGAAUGGAGAACCAGCACACUGAUCCCCAUCUUUAAGAACAAAGGGGACAUUCAGGAAUGCGGGAACUAUAGAGGCAUAAAGCUCAUAUGCCAUUUACGCACUACAGUUGCUGAUGGAAAAGUACAGGGAAGGACAGCAGGAGCUGCACUGUGUGUGUUUAUUGACUUAGAAGAAGCCUACGAUAGAGUCCCUAGAGAAGAAGUGUGGAAUUGCGUAAGACUAAAAGAAGUCCCAGAGAGCUACAUAAGAUUAGUACAGGAUAUGUACCGUAAUACGUCAACAGAAGUUAGAUGCCAGUCAGGGAAAAGCAAGAAAUUUGAGAUAAAAGUAGGGGUACAUCAGGGUACGGCACUCAGUCCAUUAUUAUUUGCAGUUGUCAUGGAUUGUCUGACAGAGGAAUUACGAAGGCCAUCAACAUGGGAUAUAAUGUAUGCUGAUGAUGUGGUCAUAUGCACCAAUGAUAGAGAGACAUGCGAAGAGAAACUAGAGCAAUGGACUCGAGCCCUAGAGAGGCGCGGUAUGAAAGUAAGCAGAACGAAGACGGAGUACCUCAAUACCGGUAAUGGGAUGCAGAGAGUUGGAAGUAUCAGCUUAGGAGGUGAAAGGGUACAACGAGCAGUGGAAUUUAAAUACCUAGGUUCAACAGUACAAGAAGAUGGUGGAUCAGAAGCAGAAGUGUCGAAGAGGAUACAGGCAGGCUGGAACAGCUGGAAAAAGGUUACAGGGGUUAUUUGUGACCAAAGAGUUAGUGCAAAAGUGAAGGGCGGGAUUCAUAGAACUAUUGUAAGACCUGCAAUCAUGUAUAGACUGGAAGCUACAGCACUCACUAAAGCCCAAGAAAGAAGGUUGGAAGUAGCGGAAAUGCAAAUGCUGAGAUGGUCGUUAGGCCUGACACGAAGAGAGAGAGUAAGGAACGAGUGUAUCAGGGAAAGGUUAAGAGCACCAAGGAUGCAAGAUAAAGUAUGUGAGGGACGGUUGAGGUGGUAUGGACAUGUACGAAGGAGAGGCGAAGAGAAUGUAGGUAGAAGAGUGGAGAAUAUGAAGAUUGGAAUAAGGAGACAAGGAAGACCAAGAUGGAGGAUGUAUGACUGCUACCGUGAGGACAUGAGGGAAGUCGGAGUCCGAGAGCGUGACGCGCAAGACCAAAACAGCUGGAACCAGAAGAUCCGCACCAGCGACCCAUGA